Molecule: messenger RNA, 1059 nt
Organism: Ascochyta rabiei
Lineage: Eukaryota; Fungi; Ascomycota; Dothideomycetes; Pleosporales; Didymellaceae
Exons: 2
Coding region: 1-1059 (352 amino acids)
Biological process (GO): mRNA processing
Cellular component (GO): THO complex part of transcription export complex
Source: RefSeq, a predicted model, not a curated record
AUGGCAGUCACAGACUGGUCGCUCCUGCCGCAAGCAGACGAAGAUGCGCUCCAUAACGUAUCUCGGCUCCUAGCCGUCGAGGCUCGACCGUAUCAGCAGGUCGCCAGUCGCCUGCUCAAAGAGAACUUUUUCGACCAUGUGCGACCAAAGCAGCUACCCUCACCACCUCCAGAUGCCUCGGCGGUCGAAGAGGCUGCGGCUAGUGUAUUCGAGCGCGAACAACAAGCACGCAAGAUCGAAACCUGGCGCGAGAACAUCAUGAACGAGCUGUCCAUGUUGGACUACGCCAUCUUGCGAUUCGAGUUCACGACAAACAGCAACCACACCGAGCGCGAACGAUAUGCGGUAGAGAAGGAUGGCAUCACAGCGAAACAGCAGCAUGUCAGAGACACCAUCGAAGAACUGCGUGUCAACCUGGUCGAUGCGAAAGAGACGCUAGCUGUGCGUAAGACGUACGACGAGUUGACAGAGAAGAUCACCAGCAGCAAGAUGCUGAAGCCACGGGACGAGCAAGCACUGGCGCACGCAAAGCUGGAUGAGGAGAUUGCAGAGCUUGAGCAUGAGGUGCAGUCGGCGAAGAACACAUGGGAGGAAAGGCGCAUACAGUUCGGUCGUAUCGAGGAGGAAGCGAGGGAAAUGUUGCGUAUGAUCAAGGACGAGAAAGAAGAGGCUGAACGCAAGGAGGGCAUGAUGAAGGAUGGUGACGAAGACGGGGAAGGCGAAGGCAGCACCUCUAGGGGAGAUGCUAGCCAUGUUGGCACUCCAAGACCAGAUGGUGGCAUGACACCAAUCCAUGUUGGCCAGAGUGGGGAGGGCUCGCAAUCGCUCAAGGUGCCACCUCAGGAUAGGCUCAAGGCUCUCUCCAGAGAUGCCAGCGUGGCGCCAUCACCAGCGAGGUCGCCUGGACACGAAGACACGCCUAUGGCAGACUCUGGUGUACCAUCAGGGGAAGCGCAAGCCGAAGAUUCAGACGGUAUCGACGAAGGAGAAGACUUGGAAGAGGGUGAAGAGGGUGAGGACGAAGGUGAAGCUUUGUCUGACAAGAUGGACGAAUCAUGA